Messenger RNA from Cynoglossus semilaevis (tongue sole), 3306 nucleotides. It is a transcript of the gene f13a1b, whose product is annotated as coagulation factor XIII, A1 polypeptide b. Gene Ontology annotation, biological process: blood coagulation, fibrin clot formation; peptide cross-linking. The record is from RefSeq and is a predicted model, not a curated record. The transcript is spliced from 15 exons. Bases 175 to 2403 code for a protein of 742 amino acids. Gene Ontology annotation, molecular function: protein-glutamine gamma-glutamyltransferase activity. Lineage: Eukaryota; Metazoa; Chordata; Actinopteri; Pleuronectiformes; Cynoglossidae.
CCACAAAACACACACACACACACACACACACACAAAGUCGGCCCCUGUGGGGUAUAUAAGCAGCAGCAGCAGCAGACUGACUGCAUCCAACUUCAGCUUCUCACCAACUCCUGCUCCGACUGGUCUGGGCUGACGGAGACGACUUUUCUUCACUGACUCUGUAUUAACACCAUCAUGGCUGAACAAGGCUCCACCCCCAGCCCCUCUGAUGCCCCACCUGCACCCAGCGGACCUCCGCCCAAGGUGACGACCCUCGGGCGUGCGGCCGCUCCCAUGGCCAGCUCCAACUCGGACUUCACCGAGGUCCCUGAGUUUGAGGUCUUUGGUAUACCAGGCCCACGAGGACUUCCUCCUCUGACGGAGUAUCUGGACAUCUUAGACGUGGACAUGAUGAAGAAGCCUGAGGAGAUCAACAAGAUGCAGCAUCACACCUCAUACUAUCACUCUGACUUUCUCAUCGUCCGCCGAGGACAAGAGUUCCAGGUCAAUAUUACCUUCAACCGACCCUACGACUCUGACCGAGACAAGAUUGCUGUGGAAUUUGUCAUCGGCUCCAGCCCCUCGUACAGUAAAGGCACCUACAUCCCCGUCUUCCCCACCAAGGAACGUCAGAGUUCCUGGGAAGGCCGCAUCAUCGACCAAUCAGGUAACUCGGUCACCAUGGGCAUCACUCCGUCAGCCAACUGUGUUGUGGGAAAGUACCACAUGUUUGUGGCCGUGGCUACACCUUUUGGCAUUCGCAGGACCAGACGUGACAAGAGCCGUGACCUGUACAUCCUCUUUAACCCCUGGUCACCAGAUGACGCUGUGUUUCUGAACGAUGAGACGGAGAGAGAGGAGUGUGUGAUGACGGAGAUGGGAAUCAUCUACCACGGUUCUUAUGAUGACGUGUCAGAGAGAAACUGGAACUACGGACAGUUCAACUAUGGAGUCCUGGAUGCCUGUCUGUAUAUCAUGGACAGAGCUAACAUGCCCAUCGUUAACAGAGGAGAUCCCAUCAAGGUGACCAGGAAGGCCUCUGCUAUGCUCAACUCUCGUGACGACGACGGUGUGUUGGUUGGUAACUGGAGUGGCGACUACACCUUCGGAGUGGCGCCCACAUCCUGGACAGGCAGCACCGACAUCCUGCUGGGCUACGCCAGCAGCAAGAUGCCGGUCUGCUAUGCUCAGUGCUGGGUCUACGCUGCAGUCUUCAACACCUUCUUGCGCUGUCUGGGUAUCCCGGCCCGUGUUGUCACUAAUUACUUCUCCGCUCAUGAUAACGAUGGAAACCUGAAGACUGACAUCAUCCUGGAUGAGAAUGGCAAGAUUGACCGCAAUCGCACCAGGGACUCCAUCUGGAACUAUCACUGCUGGAACGAGUGCUACAUGUCCAGACCAGACCUCCCAGCAGGCUUUGGGGGCUGGCAAGUGGUGGACGCCACACCCCAGGAGACCAGUGACGGUAUGUACAGAUGUGGUCCAGCCUCAGUCCAGGCCAUCAAACAUGGGCAGAUCUGCUACCCCUUUGAUGCUGCCUUUGUGUUUGCUGAGGUGAACAGUGACGUGGUCUUUUAUUCCCGGAGGAAAGACGGGACCAUGGAUCCUGUGAGAGUAAACCACAGUCACGUGGGUCGCAUGGUUUUGACCAAAACGCCAUUAAAGAUGACCCGCCGUGACAUCACUGACCAGUACAAAUUCCCUGAAGGAAGUACAGAGGAGCGAACUGUUCUGGAGAAGGCAGAGGAGUACGGCUGUGAGCGAGAGAAGUCCGAGCCUCCUGUGGCUGACGUGGACCUGGUCCUGCCCACCAUGGAGAUAAGUCUGGGCGACGACUUUGAGUUCGAGGUGGAGUUCAUAAACCGCAGCAACCAGCAGCGUACCGUCGACGCCUACGUCAUCGGUAGUGUGGUGUACUACACUGGAGUCACCAGCUCUGAGUUCCUGUUCGACACACCCACGGUGGAGAUCAAGCCCAACAUGUCUAAGAAGGAGUUGGUGGAGGUCGAGUCUAAGAGCUACAUGAGGGAUUUGGUGGAACAGGCCAACCUGAACUUCAUCGUCACAGGGAAGGUCAAUGAGACUGGGCAGAUCGUCACGGCCAUGAAAGUCGUCACCUUGCGAAACCCCAAAAUCAUGGUUGAGGUCUCUGGUCCAGGAAAAGUCAAUGAAGAGAUGAUGGCAACGGUCCAGUUCACCAACCCUUUCUCCUUCAGCUUGGAUGGCGUCUACAUUCGCAUGGAAGGACCUGGGGUUAUGUUGCCCAAGUCCAAAUAUUACAGUAUGAUCACAGGAGGCUCGUCUCUGACCUGGACCGAGUUUUUCACCCCACAAAGGAGCGGGACCACUCGGGUGAUGGUGACCCUGGACUGUCCUGCUCUCAGGCAGGUCUCUGGCCAAGCGUCCAUCACCAUCCAGGCCUGAGGGCGUCAAAAACCUCCUUCAGCAUUUUACACAGUUAUACUUUAGCAACAGAGGAGGGAGUAGACGUAGUUUCAUCUAACUGUAGUUAAGUACAUAUACAGCAUACUUAUACUUACUAAAAUAUAUUUGUAUCCUGGUAAUGCAACAAUACAACAGGUGGUUUAAUCAGCGUUAUAACAGAUGUCAUUUGACAUAUUUAGACCUGAUAAAGAAUUAUCCAUAUCAGCAACAGGAUUUGUGGUUAAUUAUAAAAACAGUCAGAGCAGUUGUUUUUAAGUUUCCAAAUUCAUUUGAGCCCCAACAAAAAAGACAGAAGCUGUAGAUCUGUGUAAUGAUUUGAGUCUUUAGUCAAAUAGUUUAGUUAAAUAUACAGUACCAAACAGGCCCAGUAGGUGAGUUCCACAUUAAAACUCUCAGCUUAAUUCUCAAGAAGCCGCGCCUUCUUCCACUCAGUAAAACGUAACCAACCGUGUGAUUUAUUUGACACACUCCAAUGAUCUAUGUCCGUACAGAGUGGAAGAACUGUAAACUGUCAUGAUGCCAGUUCUUACUCUACUACGUAGUACCAGCAGUAAUCGGAGAGAUUUCCACAGCAUUCCUGAAAUGUUAAACGCAUGUCAUGAAGAACCAUAUCAGUCAUUAAAGUCAUUAAAUAUCAAGUUUGUUAGAAUGAGAUGUUUAAUCUCUCUCUACAUAUUUUUUUUCAUUUAUUACAGUCAAGUCCACCAAAGGCAGUUUCUGAGUUUCAUAUUUUUAAAUCACAUUGUAGUUUCUCAAGAACCAGCAUUAAAUAACAAUUCACAUGAAAUAUAAAACAACCAUCAGCAGUAUGAAAUAGAAACAAAUGUUUUCUGAUACUGUUUACAGUGGUUUUAAUUAAAGAAAAGUUGGCAUUUCUCUUUU